UGCGCCAUUUUGCGGUACAGAGCCUCAUUGCUGUCAACUGCGAACCUCGAGCUGAAUUAAACAUCCCCGGUCCUGCGUCACCGGGAUGGACUCAUAUCAAGCCACAUUUCCCGACUUAUCAGAAGAUUACAACGCCUUCUUCGAGCCGGCUAUCUUUGACUCACUUGAUUCGUGGCCCAGUGGCGAGCUUAUCACAGCCCCAAAGUGCGAAAUUCCUCAAAUCAUACCAGACUCAACGUCCACGUCGUAUCUUCCUGGUUCGCCCUGCUCAGAUGUUGACAUAUCUUCCUGGUCCGACAACUUUUGGGAGCCGAAUCCUGAACUGGAACCGUGGCCCCUGGUGGACCUCGAACAGGGCUCUAGCGGUUACCACUUUCAGACACCGACGAGUUUCGUCGGCUUUGGCGGCCUGGUACACUUUCCCGUCCUUCAAGAAUCAGGCAAACGAUGUUACACGGCACAAAAAGCGUCGUCGACGACAAAACAGCAGUAUGAUUGCAACUGGCCACGAUGUAGAAAGUCAAGUCCGUUUGACAGUGCCGAACAUUGGAAAAGCCAUAUGAAGGAACAUUCUCGGAACAUUCAAGAUGAGUGGACGCAAGGCUCGCCUUGUACUUGGUACGGAUGUCCGUCGAAAGCCCGACAUCGGACAAAGAAGCUUCUUGAAGACCAUAUCAACAAUAUACAUAUCAAUCCCCUAGUAUGUGUAGUAGAAGGCUGCCGACAUAAAACUCCAUUUCGAGGGAAAGCGGAUCUUCAACGCCAUAUAAACUCAGUCCAUAUCGAAUGCACAAAGAUUAAAUGCCCCUUUCCAAGUUGUACGACCGAAAGAAGGGACUUCAGCAGGAAGGACAAAUUGAUGAACCAUCUGCGGGACAUUCACGACACUGACCCUUGUCCGUUUGUACCACACUGCAUGGUGAAACUGAAUCCUGAGCUCGACAGCACGGCCAAGCACAUCGGCAAGCAACAUGGAGAGUUCGAAUGCGCUCUUGGAUCAUGUAAGAAAUUUGCAUCGCAAUUCUGUGAGAGCGGAUUUCUGGAUCAUCUGCAACUCGACCAUAAAAUGGCCUGGUCGAUGGUUCUGAAGGCCAGAGACAUCGCGAAGCAGAGUGGGAACAAGGCGUUGAGAGACGAGCAUGUAAUGUGCGAAGAGGUUUAUGAUUGCAGUAUAUGCUGUGGAUUAGAUUAGCCUUGAGCAGUAUAGAAACAUAGUGGACAAGAAUGUAUAGACAAGGACGUCGGUUGAAGUUGUAAUUGUAAUAACCAUUAUGGCCCAGAUCAUUCUAAUUCCGGUUGCCCAAUUGAGCCUUUGCUGUUGGCCAACAUGCCGCAACCAUAUGACCGAAUGCCAUACAAACAAAUCGGGC
Messenger RNA from Mollisia scopiformis, 1370 nucleotides. RefSeq lists its product as uncharacterized. The transcript is spliced from 2 exons. NCBI's taxonomy places the organism in Eukaryota, Fungi, Ascomycota, Leotiomycetes, Helotiales, Mollisiaceae. The record is from RefSeq and is a predicted model, not a curated record. Gene Ontology annotation, biological process: regulation of transcription by RNA polymerase II. Gene Ontology annotation, cellular component: nucleus. The coding region runs from base 86 to 1192 and encodes 368 amino acids.